CUGUCUCAGGAUCAGAAACCCCGUUUCGGGAGCAAAGCACAAAUCCCCCUGUAUCGGAGGGAAGAGAGAGCGAGCGCGUCUUUCAUGAGCUCACCGGAUUCCGCUGGGAGGGCUGUGCCUUUAAUUCACCAACUGAAAAGUGGAAAAGGAUAUCUGGAGGCGAGGAGGCGUCCCAUUACACAGGAAGGCGCUCCCUAUAUAAGCCAGCCAAAGCUGGCUGCGCUGGCCACAGCCUGCCUACUGUCACAAGCCUCUCUCUAGGCGGGCAGGCACAAAGACAGUGCUUCGUGGUGUGACCCAGGAGAGCGCAUGUGGCCCCCCUGCUGCCGCUCAUUCCCAGGAAAGAUCAUUUCUUCAAGAAGAUACAGAACGUUUGUUUUGGACUCGACUCUGUGCUUCCAACCCCCUAAUUUCAACCUGAGAGUGAAGAACCCUAAGACCCCACCAUCACCCAGCCAAACCUUCCUCAGCCAUGGGGGCCACAGCUCGGCUGUUGGCGGGCAUCGUCGUUGCUUUGCUUGCUCUCUCUGCCAAAGGUGGGGUCCUCAAGAAAGUCAUCCGGCACAAACGACAAAGUGGCGUGAAUGUCACCUUGCCAGAAGAGAGCCAACCAGUGGUGUUUAACCAUGUCUACAACAUCAAGCUGCCUAUGGGGUCCCAGUGUUCAGUGGAUCUGGAAUCAGCCAGCGGGGAGAAGGACGUGGCCCCACAGUCAGAGCCCAGGGAAGGCUUCCAGGAACAUACAGUGGACGGGGAGAAUCAGAUCGUCUUCACACAUCGUAUCAACAUCCCCCGCCGGGCCUGUGGCUGUGCUGCUGCCCCUGACAUCCAGGAGCUCCUGAGCAGGCUGGAGGAGUUGGAGACGGUGGUCUCUGCCCUGCGGGAGCAGUGUACCAUGGGAGCAAGCUGCUGUCUUCAAACUGCAGAAGGCCGCCUGGACACCACGCCCUUCUGUAGUGGCCACGGAAACUUCAGCACCGAAGGAUGUGGCUGUGUGUGUGAGGCUGGCUGGAAGGGGCCCAACUGCUCGGAGCCUGAGUGUCCAGGCCACUGUCACCUGCAAGGCCAGUGCAUAGACGGGCAGUGCAUCUGUGACGAGGGCUUCACCGGUGAGGACUGCAGCCAGCUGGCCUGUCCCAGCGACUGCAAUGACCAGGGCAAGUGUGUGGACGGCAUCUGCGUCUGUUUCGAAGGCUACGCUGGGGCCGACUGUAGCCAGGAGGUCUGCCCGGUGCCCUGCAGCAAGGAGCACGGCAGCUGCGUGGACGGGCGCUGCGUGUGCCAGGACGGCUUUGCGGGCCACGACUGCAACGAGCCGCUGUGCCUCCACAACUGUCACAACCGCGGGCGGUGCGUGGAGAACGAGUGUGUGUGCGACGAGGGCUUCACGGGCGACGACUGCGGGGAGCUCAUCUGCCCCAACGACUGCUUCGACCGCGGCCGCUGCGUCAACGGCACCUGCUACUGCGAAGAGGGCUUCACGGGCGAGGACUGCGGGGAGCUCACCUGUCCCCGCGCCUGCCAUGGCCAGGGCCGCUGCGAGCAGGGCCAGUGCGUGUGCGACGAGGGCUUCGCGGGCCCCGACUGCAGCGAGAAGAGGUGCCCCGCAGACUGCCACCACCAUGGCCGCUGCCUCGACGGCCGCUGCGAGUGCGACGAUGGCUUCGAGGGGCCUGACUGCGGAGAGAUCAGGUGUCCCAAUGGCUGCCACCGCCAGGGCCGCUGUGUCAAUGGGCAGUGCGUGUGCGACGAGGGCUACACCGGGGAGGACUGCAGCCAGCAGCGCUGUCCCAACGACUGCCACCGCCGGGGCCGCUGCGUGCAGGGCAAGUGUGUGUGCCAGUCAGGCUUCCAGGGCUACGACUGCAGCGAGAUGAGUUGUCCCAAUGACUGUCACCAGCACGGGCACUGCGUGAACGGCAUGUGUGUGUGCGACGAGGGCUACAUGGGCGAGGACUGCCGGGACCUGCGGUGCCCCAAGGACUGCAGCCACCGGGGCCGCUGCGUGGACGGCCAGUGUGUGUGCGAAGACGGCUUCGCUGGCCCCGACUGCGCCGAGCUCUCGUGCCCCAGUGACUGCCACCGGCAGGGCCGCUGCGUGAACGGGCAGUGCGUGUGCCACGAAGGCUUCAUGGGCAAGGACUGUCGGGAGCGAAGGUGCCCGGGGGACUGCAGCGGCCAAGGCCGCUGUGUGGACGGCCAGUGCGUCUGCCACGAGGGCUUCACGGGCCUGGACUGUGGGCAGCGUUCCUGCCCCAGUGACUGCCACGGCUGGGGACAGUGUGUUCUCGGCCGCUGCAUCUGCAACGAAGGCCACGCUGGCGCAGACUGCUCAGAGGUGUCCCCUCCCAAAGACCUCAUUGUGACUGAAGUAACGGAAGAGACGGUAAACCUGGCCUGGGACAAUGAGAUGCGGGUCACGGAGUACCUGGUUGUGUACACGCCCACCCAUACCGGAGGCCUGGAAAUGCAGUUCCGAGUCCCCGGGGACCAGACGUCCACCACCAUCCGAGAGUUGGAGCCUGGUGUAGAGUACUUCAUCCGGGUGUUUGCCAUCCUGGAGAAUAAGAGGAGCAUUCCUGUCAGUGCCAGAGUGGCCACGUACUUGCCUACUCCUGAAGGCCUCAGAUUCAAAUCCGUCAAGGAGACGUCUGUGGAAGUAGAGUGGGACCCUCUGGACAUAGCUUUCGAAACCUGGGAGAUUAUCUUCCGAAACAUGAAUAAAGAAGAUGAGGGAGAGAUCUCAAGAAGCCUGAGGAGGCCGGAGACCACAUACCAGCAAACUGGCCUGGCUCCCGGGCAAGAGUAUGAGAUAUCACUGCACAUCGUGAAAAACAACACACGGGGCCCAGGCCUAAAGAGAGUGACAACCACCCGCUUGGACGCCCCGAGCCAAAUCGAGGUGAAAGACAUCACAGACAACACGGCUCUGGUCACCUGGUUCAAGCCCCUGGCUGAAAUUGAUGGCAUUGAGCUCUCCUAUGGAAUCAAAGAUGUGCCGGGUGACCGCACCACCAUUGACCUCACACCUGAUGAGAACCAGUUCUCCAUUGGGAAGCUGAAGCCAGACACUGAGUAUGAGGUGUCCCUCACUUCCCGCAGGGGUGACAUGACCAGCAAUCCGGCCACAGAGACCUUUACAACAGGCCUGGAUGCCCCCCGGAACCUCAGACGCAUCUCCCAGACAGACAACAGCAUCACACUGGAGUGGAGAAACAGCAAGGCAGCCAUUGACAGCUACCGAAUUAAGUAUGCGCCCAUCUCUGAAGGUGAACAUGCUGAGAUAGAUGUUCCAAAGAGCCAGCAAGCCACGACCAAAACCACGCUCACAGGUCUGAGGCCAGGCACCGAAUACGGAAUUGGAGUGUCUGCUGUGAAGGAGGACAAGGAGAGCGACCCAGCCACCAUCAACGUGGCCACAGACAUGGACGCGCCCAAGGAGCUUCAGGUGUCAGAAAUGACCGAAACCAGCCUGCAUCUGCUCUGGAGGAAGCCUCUGGCUGAGUUUGACCACUACCGCCUCAACUACAGCGUCCCCACCGGCCAGUCGAUGGAGGUGCAGCUUCCCAGAGACACCACCUCCCAUGUUCUGAGAGGCCUGCAGCCCGGGCAGCCAUACACCGUCCUCCUCACUGCGGAGAAGGGCAGACGCAGGAGCAAGCCUGCUCGGGUAGUCGCGUCCACAGAUCAAGCCCCUGAACUAGGAAACUUCACGGUGACUGAGGUUGGCUGGGAUGGCCUCAAACUCAACUGGACUACGACUGACCAGACCUAUGAGCACUUUGUCAUUCAGGUGCAGGAGGCCAACAAGGUGGAGGCAGCUCAGAACCUCACGGUGCCUGGCAACCUCAGGGCUGUGGACAUCCCAGGCCUCAAGGCUGCCACCCCCUAUAGAGUCACCAUCUAUGGGGUGACUCGGGGCUAUCGGACACCGGUGCUUUCUGCUGAGGCCUCCACAGGGGACAUCCCCAAGUUGGGAGACGUAGCAGUGACCGCGGUGGGCUGGGACACACUCAAGCUCAACUGGAAGGCUCCAGACGGAGCCUACGAGCUCUUUUUCAUUCAGGUGCAGGAGACAGACACAGAAGAAGCAGCCCGCAACCUCACAGUCCCGGGAGGACAGAGGUCCGUGGACCUCACUGGGCUCGAAGCAGACACUCAUUAUAGCAUCACCAUCCGAGGGGUCAAUCGAGAUUUCAGCACACCCCCCCUCUCUGUUGAAGUCUUCACAGAGGAGAUCUCCCAGCUGGGAGGGUUGACUGUGACUGAGGUUGGCUGGGAUGGCCUCAAACUCAACUGGACCGCGGCUGACCAGGCCUAUGAGCACUUUGUCAUUCAGGUGCAGGAAGCCAACAAGGUGGAGGCAGCUCAGAACCUCACGGUGCCUGGCAACCUCAGGGCUGUGGACAUCCCAGGCCUCAAGGCUGCCACCCCCUAUAGAGUCACCAUCUAUGGGGUGACUCAGGGCUAUCGGACACCGGUGCUUUCUGCUGAGGCCUCCACAGCCAAGGAACCUGAAAUUGGAAAUUUAAAUGUUUCUGACAUAACUCCCACGAGCUUCAAUCUCUCCUGGACAGCUACCGAUGGGGCCUUUGAGAUCUUUACCGUUGAAAUUAUUGAUUCUAAUAGGUUGCUGGAGGUGGUGGAGUAUAAUGUUUCUGGUGCUGAACGAACCGCCCACAUCCCAGGGCUGCCCCCUAGUACUGAUUUUAUUGUCUACCUCUCUGGACUUGCUUCCAGCAUACGCACCCAAACCAUCAGUGCCACCGCCACAACAGAGGCCCCGCCCCUUCUGGAAAACCUAACCAUUUCCGACAUUAAUCCCUACGGGUUCACAGUUUCCUGGAUGGCAGCGGAGAAUGCCUUUGACAGCUUCCUAGUCAAGGUGGUGGAUUCUGGGAAGCUGCUGGACCCCCAGGAAUUCACACUGUCAGGAGCCCAGAGGAAGCUGGAGCUUAGAGGCCUCAUAACCGGCAUUGGCUAUGAGGUUAUAGUCUCUGGCUUCACCCAAGGGCACCAAUCCAAUCCCUUGAGGGCUGAGAUUGUUACAGAAGCCGAGCCAGAAGUUGACAACCUUCUGGUUUCAGACGCCACCCCAGACGGUUUCCGUCUGUCCUGGACAGCUGAUGAUGGAGUCUUCGACAGUUUUGUCCUCAAAAUCAGAGAUACCAAAAAGGAAUCUGAGCCUCAGGAAAUAACCCUUCUUGCCCCUGAACGUACCAGAGAUAUCACAGGUCUCAAAGAGGCCACAGAAUAUGAAAUUGAGCUCUAUGGAAUAAGCAGUGGAAGGCGAUCCCAACCAGUCAGUGCUAUAGCAACCACAGCCAUGGGCUCCCCGAAGGAAAUCGUUUUCUCAGACAUCACUGAAGACUCAGCCACCGUCAGCUGGAUGGCCCCCACUGCCCAGGUGGAGAGUUUUCGGGUUACCUACGUGCCCAUUGUUGGAGGUACACCCUCUGUGGUCACUGUGGGUGGAACCCAGACUGGAACCCACCUGGUGAAACUCAUCCCCGGAAUGGAGUACCUGGUCAGUGUCAUCGCCAUGAAGGGCUUUGAGGAAAGUGAACCCGUGUCUGGAUCACUCACGACAGCUCUCGAUGCUCCGUCUGGCCUGGUGACAGCCAACAUCACCGAUUCAGAAGCCUUGGCCAUAUGGCAGCCGGCCAUUGCCGCUGUGGACAGUUAUGUCAUCUCCUACACAGGAGAGAGAGUGCCAGAAAUUACACGCACCGUGUCGGGGAACACAGUGGAGUACGCACUGACCGACCUGCAGCCUGCAACGGAGUACACCCUGCGAAUCCUGGCGGAGAAGGGGCCCCUGAAGAGCUCAACCAUCACGACCAAGUUCACAACAGACCUGGAUUCUCCAAGAGACUUGACUGCUACAGAGGUCCAGUCGGAAACUGCCCUGCUCACUUGGAGACGCCCCCGGGCAUCUGUAACUGGUUACCUCCUGGUCUAUGAAUCCGUGGAUGGGACAGUCAAGGAAGUCAUUGUGGGUCCAGACACCACUUCCUACAGCCUAGCAGAUCUGAGCCCAUCCACCCAUUACACGGCCAAGAUCCAGGCAUUGAAUGGGCCCUUGAGAAGCAAGUUGAUCCAGACUAUCUUUACCACAAUUGGACUCCUGUACCCCUUCCCCAGAGACUGCUCCCAAGCCAUGCUCAACGGAGACACCUCCUCCGGCCUCUACACAAUUUAUCUGCAUGGCGAUAAGGCCCAGGCCCUAGAAGUCUACUGCGACAUGACCUCUGAUGGGGGUGGCUGGAUUGUGUUCCUGAGACGCAACAGUGGACGGGAGGAUUUCUAUCGCAACUGGAAGGCCUAUGCUGCUGGAUUUGGGGACCGCAGAGAAGAAUUCUGGCUUGGGCUGGACAACUUGAAUAAGAUCACAGCCCAGGGCCAGUACGAGCUCAGGGUGGACCUGCGGGACCAUGGAGAGACAGCCUACGCCGUCUACGACAGGUUCAGUGUGGGCGAUGCCAAGACGCGCUACAAGCUGAAGGUGGAGGGCUACAGUGGCACAGCAGGGGACUCUAUGGCCUACCACAAUGGCCGAUCCUUCUCUACAUUCGACAAAGACACAGAUUCGGCCAUCACCAACUGCGCCCUGUCCUACAAGGGGGCUUUCUGGUACAAGAAUUGUCACCGUGUCAAUCUGAUGGGCAAAUAUGGGGACAACAACCACAGUCAGGGUGUUAACUGGUUCCACUGGAAAGGCCACGAACACUCCAUCCAAUUUGCUGAGAUGAAGCUGAGACCCAGCAACUUCCGAAAUCUUGAAGGCAGGCGCAAGCGGGCAUAAAUUCCAGGGACAACUGGGUAAGGGAGGAGGCGGGCCCAGAGAAAGGAAAGAAUUGUACCAAAGGAUCAAUACAACCAGUCCAACCAUCCAGCCACACCUGGACACGUGGCAUGAGUCAAAGUUCACCUUGGAUCACUGAGGCCAACAGGAACAACAAGCAAGCUCGAUCACUUGGCGAUUACUUCCUUCGCACCAAAGACAACAGUCUCCAUAGGUUUCUGUCUUGAUACAGCAAACAUCUUCCAGUGACAGCAUCACCAUGAUUUUGACUUCUCUUGGGUGGCUCUGGGAAUGGGAGUGGGGUAGGCUGUACAUUGGUAGUUUGUUAUAGGACCAGCUGUAUCUUACACAAAGCUGUAUAAUUAAUGAUCGCUAUUUUUGUUAGCAAGGUUUUAAAUAUGUGUCAUUGGAAGACGUCCCUUUUUUACAUUUCAUACACCAGAAACAAGGAAAGCAAUAUCAUUUUGAUCUUAAGGACAUGAUUAAUAGUAUUAAUAUAAUAAUAAUGUUGAUGAUAAAAACUAAGUGUUUUUAAAGAGAUCUCGUUUCCAAAACACAGCUGGACAGUACCUGAUUGUAAUUUUGGUGGUUGUGGUUUUGGGGGGUUUGUUUUUUAAUAAAAACACAAGUACUUUUAA
Echinops telfairi (small Madagascar hedgehog) is the source of this 7443-nucleotide messenger RNA. It is a transcript of the gene TNC, whose product is annotated as tenascin C. Gene Ontology annotation, molecular function: protein binding. The record is from RefSeq and is a predicted model, not a curated record. The transcript is spliced from 28 exons. Bases 473 to 6805 code for a protein of 2110 amino acids. NCBI's taxonomy places the organism in Eukaryota, Metazoa, Chordata, Mammalia, Afrosoricida, Tenrecidae.